ACUUUUCACCCUGCUGGUUUUCUGGCCUCCGGCAGUGGGAGCGUCUUCUGUCUGACUGUCGACCGUCUGUCUCCUCUCCUCUGCGGCUCUGUCCGUCGGUCCUGUUCGCUGCCACGCCGUCUGUUUCUUCCUCCGCUGAAGCAAAACUCUACCGACUUCAACAUGUAUCUUGCAAAGAAUCUAAUCGGUGGCCUCAUUAACGUUGCGGGCAACAUCGACCCAUCUCAGUUUGUUCCUUCACACCCGCCUCCUCCUCGCAGACCUCUGAACUUCAGUGCGGGUCGUGAGAGCGACGAGGAGAAGCAGUUUCGGAAGAUUUUCCAACAGCUUGCUGGAGAUGACUUGGAGGUGAGCCCAAAAGAGCUGAUGGACAUUCUCAACAAAAUCAUUUCCAAACAUGCAGCCCUGAAGACGGACGGGUUCAGCAUCGAGUCCUGCAGGAGCAUGGUUGCUGUCAUGGAUUGCGACAGCACAGGAAAACUGGGCUUUGAUGAGUUCAAAUACCUCUGGAACAACAUCAAGAAAUGGCAGGCUAUCUAUAUAUCCCACGACACAGAUCGCUCAGGUGUGAUCGACUCUCAGGAGCUGCCACAGGCCUUCAAGGAUGCAGGUUUCCCUCUGAAUGACCAGCUCUAUAAGCUGAUCAUCCGUCGCUAUUGCGAUGAGCGCGGCGACAUGGACUUUGACAACUUCACUGGCUGCCUGGUGCGACUGGAUGCCAUGUGCAGAGCUUUUAAGACGCUGGAUAAAGACAACAGCGGCACCAUCGAGCUGGACAUCAAGGAGUGGCUGCAGCUGACCAUGUAUUCAUGAAGCAACGGACGGGAAGCCGCUCCACAGGAAGAAAAUGUCUUCUGGUGUUACAUGUCACGCCUUACUUCUUCUGAUUUGACUCUUUAUGCUUGUUUCUGCUCAUGGAUGCAAAUGGUAUCCGUGGUAACUGGACCACAAUGGCAGCUCAGAGUUGAAGCAAAGGGAAAAUUUGAAGUGGGACCAACGUGGAGCUGCUGCUGCACCGUCUUCCUCCUGCUGCCAGGUGGCGCUACAACAUCUCUGCUGCACAAAGUUUAAUAUUUUCAUGUUAAAAGGUUUUCAUUGGUAGAGAAUAUCUGUGAAAAUAAAUCUGAAUUAAAAGAAUAACGAGAAUCAA
Melanotaenia boesemani (Boeseman's rainbowfish) is the source of this 1150-nucleotide messenger RNA. It is a transcript of the gene capns1b, whose product is annotated as calpain, small subunit 1 b. Lineage: Eukaryota; Metazoa; Chordata; Actinopteri; Atheriniformes; Melanotaeniidae. The record is from RefSeq and is a predicted model, not a curated record. Bases 163 to 813 code for a protein of 216 amino acids. Gene Ontology annotation, molecular function: calcium ion binding. The transcript is spliced from 11 exons.